CCCCAUCACAGUUCACGAGUUAACAACAUUGCCCUCUCUCUUGUCUCUCUCUCUCUCUCUCUCUCUCUCUCUCUCUCAUCCUAGUUGGGGGCAUCACUUAUUCGACCCUCAUGCUCACAGGAUAGAACCAUAGAAGUGAUCUCAAAGGCUCAACGCCAACGCAAGCAGCUCUUAAGCAAUUAUCGUUGUUGCAGGAAAAAACGAGCUCAAGGAGAAUAAGGUGAAAGAAUGCCGAAGGUAAAGACAAACCGUGUCAAAUACCCAAAUGGAUGGGAGUUGAUUGAGCCUACUCUUCGUGAGCUCGAGGGUAAAAUGAGAGAAGCUGAAAAUGAUCCACAUGAUGGUAAGAGAAAAUGUGAAGGCUUAUGGCCAAUUUUCAAAAUUGCACAUCAAAAGAGCCGCUAUAUCUAUGAUCUUUACUACCGAAGGAAGGAAAUAUCUAAGGAACUUUAUGAAUUCUGUUUGGAUCAAGGCUAUGCUGACCGCAAUCUAAUUGCAAAAUGGAAGAAGUCAGGAUACGAACGCCUUUGCUGCCUACGAUGCAUACAGCCACGGGAUCACAACUUCAACACCACUUGCGUGUGCAGAGUUCCUAAACACUUGAGGGAAGAGAAAGUCAUAGAAUGUGUGCACUGUGGUUGUGGGGGCUGUGCAAGUGGAGACUGAUUCACCUCUUUGUGUUCGAGUACCAACAGAUAAUUGAGGCUGCUUAAUCUGAUUCUGUGACCGGGGAUGUUGAUUCCCUUUAUUUAACUGUAUGGAAGCGGGGUUCUCCCUGGAUCCCUGGGAUGUAACUAUGUUUGUAUUGAUCCAACAUUGCUCCCAAUGAAACCGCUAAAAUUGCACAAUUCUGGAAAAAUCUAAAACAGAGCUAGCUUUUAAA
This is a messenger RNA of Macadamia integrifolia, 883 nucleotides long. Its product is annotated as protein BUD31 homolog 2. Gene Ontology annotation, biological process: mRNA splicing, via spliceosome. Lineage: Eukaryota; Viridiplantae; Streptophyta; Magnoliopsida; Proteales; Proteaceae. Bases 229 to 666 code for a protein of 145 amino acids. The record is from RefSeq and is a predicted model, not a curated record. The transcript has 4 exons. Gene Ontology annotation, cellular component: spliceosomal complex; nucleus.